UUAGUCAUUUGACGACGUGUACCCGGUGUGUACAAGUAUUCAGGUGCCUUGUCGUUUCCGGUGCCAUCUUACUAUAAAACACCCGAAGAGCGCCUGAAAUUGUCCAACCAUGGGGGGUACCCAGAGUAUGGAGAUUCCGGGUGGCGGCUCGGAGGGGUAUCACGUCCUCCGGGUGCAGGAGAAUUCACCUGGACACCGGGCAGGACUGGAGCCAUUCUUCGACUUCAUCGUUUCCAUCAAUAAUACCAGGCUGAACAAGGACAAUGACACUCUGAAAGACUUGCUGAAGGCCAGUGUGGAGAAACCAGUCAAGAUGCUGGUCUACUCUUCAAAGACACUGGAGCUCCGGGAGUCUACGGUGACGCCCAGCAACCUGUGGGGCGGCCAGGGUUUACUCGGAGUCUCCAUUCGUUUCUGCAGCUUUGAGGGAGCCAACGAGAACGUUUGGCAUGUCCUGGAAGUGGAACCUAAUUCUCCCGCGGCUCUGGCCGGCCUGCGACCGCACACAGAUUACAUCAUUGGAGCUGACACUGUCAUGAACGAGUCAGAGGACUUGUUCUCCCUGAUAGAAAGCUACGAGGGGAAGGGACUCAAGCUCUACGUCUACAAUACGGACACAGACAAUUGCAGAGAAGUGGUCAUUACUCCCAACAGUUCCUGGGGCGGCGAGGGCAGUUUGGGUUGUGGGAUCGGAUACGGUUACCUGCACCGGAUCCCCACACGACCUUUUGAGGAGGGGAAGAAGAUCAGCUUUCCUGGAAACUCUCCCAGCAGCGAGCCAGUCAGUCCACUGAAGGACGGAUUCACUGAGGUUCAGUUGUCGGCGGUGAGUCCUCCUGCCACCGCUCCUCUGCUGCCCUCUGGUCUGGAAGAUUCCCUCUCCAGCCUGUCGAUCAACCAAGCCCCGCUCACCAUGCCCAGUGAGCUGCAGACAGGUUUGCCCACAGUUCCUCUGCUGCCCUCCUCCACCAGCCCCUCCCUCAGCCCCCUCAACCCUGCCGCCACCAGCUUCAACACUGCCGCCCCCAGGUUACCAGGUCUGAUGCCCCUCCCGGACAACUUGCCUAAUAUCAUGCCGUUGCCAGACCUCAGUGCCAUGACAUUACCAGGCACUACUCUACCACCAGCGAAUGCAGCAGGUGUCGCUGCACUGGCGUCUUCCCCUCCCCUGAAUCUUCCUUCUCUACCACCGCUGCACUUCCCGGGUUUGAAUCCUCUGAAGCCCCUUCCGCUCGAUCCACUCCUGCCCUUGGACAUGACCCAGUUCCUGUCCACCGCCACAGCGGCCACGACAGCGUCCGUCACAGCCACGCCGGUCCCCCAACCCAUCGCCGCCACAGAAAGUCCUGCUCCAGUGGAAACAACGCCGUCGUCCUAAUGAACCAGUACCAAGCCCACCAUCCUUGUACCAUCAAACCAAAAUGCAUAUGGUCGACUCCUCCUUCCACCUGUCUCUUUCUCCUCCCAUGAGUGAUCGGCGGUUGCACCUGUCUUGUGACGGCGGCUUUCGAUUCAAGUCUUUAUACCACAUUCUCAUCAUUGCUGCUUCGUCACGAAUGACAGCUUCACGGUGUGAACACAACAAACGCGUCAUGGCUGAAAACACACCUGUGUUUCCAGUCCUCGCCUCCUUCCUGUUUCAUAUUUAACUUUUUGUUUCACUGUUUGAUCCUCUGUACAGCUCCUUCUGUUUAUAGGAGACAGUCACCAUGGCAUCUUGAGUGUGAGAUGCAGGUGGCUCAUGUGCAACUCUUCUGACGUGGUUUAUCUAAGACAUCGACAGCGUGUACAGUGCGAGCAAUAAAGCCAAAUUAAUUUUAA
Messenger RNA from Synchiropus splendidus (mandarinfish), 1821 nucleotides. Its product is annotated as Golgi reassembly-stacking protein 2-like. The record is from RefSeq and is a predicted model, not a curated record. Gene Ontology annotation, biological process: Golgi organization. The coding region runs from base 110 to 1378 and encodes 422 amino acids. Gene Ontology annotation, molecular function: protein binding. The transcript has 10 exons. Gene Ontology annotation, cellular component: Golgi apparatus. NCBI's taxonomy places the organism in Eukaryota, Metazoa, Chordata, Actinopteri, Syngnathiformes, Callionymidae.